Molecule: messenger RNA, 1655 nt
Organism: Cynara cardunculus var. scolymus (artichoke)
Lineage: Eukaryota; Viridiplantae; Streptophyta; Magnoliopsida; Asterales; Asteraceae
Product: GATA transcription factor 8-like
Exons: 4
Coding region: 344-1324 (326 amino acids)
Biological process (GO): positive regulation of DNA-templated transcription
Cellular component (GO): nucleus
Molecular function (GO): zinc ion binding; sequence-specific DNA binding
Source: RefSeq, a predicted model, not a curated record
UAGGGUUCUUGACAACCCUCUCUCUCGUUUCAAAUUUCCUAAUCUCGGCCUCUAUAUACACCCGGAGUUUCUGUUUGAUUUUAGAGUUAUUAUCGGUUUCGAUUUCGUGCUUCAAGUUUAGGGGUUUUGCCAUUUCAUUUUGGAUUAUUUCGAUUCGUCAAUGAAGGUUUCGCAUUGAGAAAGGAUUUAUUUAUUUUUGCUUCGGUUACUAGUACUUUUUUGAAGAUUUUAGGCUGGAAUUAGGGUUUAAAGCGCAGGUAGUUCUCUUACAAAAUCUACAAGUUUCAAGUAUCCCCCUUGCAUCCUAAACUAAAGCUUUCGAACCCAGAAGUUGAAAACGGAAAUGGCGGGACAAACUUUCACCGAGGAGAUAGAUUGUGGAAGCUUCUUCGAUCAUAUUGAUGAUUUCAUCGAAUUUCCUCCUGUUACCGACACCACGCUCAAUUCUGUCAAUUGUGAAAGUUUUUCCAACAUUUGGACCAACAAUUCCGACGAGUUGCAGGUCUCCGACCCCAUCUUUUCAGAUAGCAAUUGUGCCUCCGCCCUGUCUGCAGAGCUCGCCGUUCCGUAUGAGGAUAUCGUUCAGCUCGAAUGGCUUUCGAACUUUGUGGAAGACUCGUUUUCUGGCGGUGGAAUGACAAUAAACAAAGAGAAUGUUUCGGUGAAAAAGGAGCCAUUGGUGGUGGCAAACUACCCGUUCCAGAUGUCGAGUCCUGUGUCGGUUCUUGAGAGCAGUAGCAGCAGUUCCAGCUCUUCCUCCUGCUCAGGCAGUGGCAAGUUGAUUCCGCUUAGUCCAACUCAUCGUGGGCCGCAGCGGGCUCGAAGCAAGCGUCCUCGGCCACCAGCCUUCAACCCUCGUGCCGCCAUCAAGCUCCUUUCCACUUCGAACCUCGUACCAGUUCCAAUUCCCAUGGAAUCCGAGAACCCUCUUGAGUCUCAUAGUGGCGGCCCUGAUCAGAAGAAGAGAAAGAAGAAGCCAAAGAAACCAGAUGCCCUAUUCAACCCAGAAGACAAAACCCAGAACCAGAGCCAGAACCCGGGAGGGCAAGGAGUUAGAAAGUGUAUGCAUUGUGAAAUUACGAAAACGCCCCAGUGGCGUGCGGGACCUAUGGGUCCAAAAACACUGUGCAACGCUUGUGGUGUGCGUUACAAAUCCGGGCGGCUGUUUCCGGAAUACCGGCCUGCUGCAAGUCCGACAUUUGUGCCUUCUUUGCAUUCAAACUCCCACAAGAAGGUGGUGGAGAUGAGAAACAAGUGUAUGCCGGAUGAGGUUCCGGAGGCAGAGCUGAUCCCGAACAUGAACCCACCGAUGGAUUAUAUGUGAUGAAGAACUUAAUGAAGCAUGUUAGUCGUUCGUUGUCGGUCUAUUUACUACUGGUUUUUAGCAUAAUUAGUUUGUUUAAUUGGUUGAUUGUACAGCUGGUAUGAAGGGAAGGAAGGGGGUGGAGCUUAUAUAUAUAUAUAUAUAGAUGUUUACCAUAAAGAAAGUUAGAUGAAGGAAUGAAGUUGAGAGAGAGAGAUUAGGGUUCAUGAGAUUGUAGAAGAAUUUAGAUGAAGAGAUGUUCUCUUUUGUUUGUUUUCUAUGCUUUUUAUGGGAAUUCUUUUUGUAGUUCAUAUCCAUAUAUGUUUUGUAGACAUGCUCUACUUUUGAUUCA